CAAGGGCAAAAAAAAUGUGUGACUCGGACUUGACAUACAUUUGGCAUUUGGAUGGUGUGGCAACGUUCAAGUCAUCAACUCUGCAGCUGUGGCCUCUGGGAGCUUAUAUCAACGAGUUGCCACCAAAACUAAGGUUUCAGAAAUAGCACAUUCUGAUGUUGGGUGUUUGGUGCAGCAAAAAAACAACAACCAUGACCAGUCUGAUGCAACCAAUCACACGUACCAUGAACAACCUUGCAACACAUGGUUUUGAAGUGCAGCCAUAUGGAGAAACUGACACAAGGGUAGUGAAAGUUUAUCCCUUAGUUGACACAAUGGAUCUGCUUGCCAUGUGUUUGACCAAGGAGAUGACACAGUUCAAUGGUGAACAUGGCUGUGGCGUGUGUGAGCACCCAGGCACCGUGGGAAAAAAGGGCGCUGGUCAUGUAAGAGCAUAUGCUCCUGGACAGCAUCAGCUGAGAAGAUGCAUGAUUCAACAGGCAAAGCACGCUCUAGAAACCCACCAUUCUGUCAUGGGCAUCAAAGGCUACAGUAUGCUGUUUGAAAUUCAGCAGUGUGACUCAGCACAAGAUGUUGUAGUGGAUUAUCUACAGGCGGUAUGCCUAUGCAUGAAGCAGCUUUUUACACUAUGGUUUGGCAAGUCAAAGGAUAUGCCAUACUGGAUUGGCAACAUGGUGGAUGAAGUGAGCACCCGCUUAACCACAAUCAGACCGCCAUGCAGACGUCAUCAGUCGUACUCCGAGAAGUCUUAUAGUGAGAGAGCACACUGGAAAGGCGAGGCAAUUGCAAUGUGAUAAUAUAACUUGAUAAGAAUCUGUCUCAUGCCUAUAGGUAACGUUAGGAGCUCAGGUUCUGAGUACAGAAACUUUCUCCUGUAUUAUGGAGCUAGUCUUUGUGCUGGAAGGAAUCUUGCCAACAGACUACCUGAUACACUUUGGAUUUCUUUCGGCUAGCAUCAGAUUGCUGUCAAAAGACUGCAUCACUGUCGAUGAGUCCAGUGUGGAGCUGCAAGCUGCUGCUGAUUGCGGUGAACGUGCAUGCGUGGGGGGCAUACCAACUGUAUGCCGGUAUGCCGAUCAUCAUCAAAUUGAGGCAGAAAGACCGAAAGGAGGCAAAAAGGCCGAAAGGAGGCACAAGAAAACUAAAGGAGCUAAAACCCCCAACAAAGAUACUGCUAGGCAGCAAAUGCUGCACAAAAUGGAGGAGUUUAUGAAAGCAAGAGAGCUUUCGGCUACAACCUGCAAUCAGCCAAUUCUAGAGGAAGAAGGACAAAGUGAGAUAGACCAGGAGAUGAGUGGUGCGGAAACUACUAAUUCAACCAGUCAUGAUCCAUCGGGGGUCCAACCGUCUAACAACUCGCUCGGAAGUUCUAUCUGUGAAGCUUUGGAAGCGGUUAAUGAUGAACCUUCAGGGCUGGACCAUUAUCCAGUAGAGGCAUCACCUUCACAGGUGUGCUGCUCUACACAGCACAACUACAAAGAACAACAGCAAGAGAACAUCCAGCCAUCUGGGCAGCCAUUUGCUGGUUGGCAUCAGCAAGAGUACUGGCCACGUAGUUACGCUUGGCAGGGGGCUGCUGAUAGUUCCUUCAGCAAUUCGUGGAGAUUGGAACAGGAACCAAUUUGGUUUAGGCCAAUUCUGGCUGAGGUGCUGAGGGAGGAGAUGCGGCUCCUGCCGCAACUCAGACCGGAUCCCCCUACCACUACCCAAUACUCUCUACCUUCUGAACUAGAGGAGGGCUGCAAGGCUUUUGGGGAGUGGAAGAAAGCAACGAGGUGGCUGGUAUAACGCGCCUGUUCACACCACAGGAGCUGGCAACAUCAAACAUAACCGGCAGAAAUGGCAAGGAACGCCUGAAUGUCCUGAAGGUGGAGGCAAUCGUUUCCUUCAUCUCUGAAAAGUGCAAAAUGGAGAAAAACACCAUCAGGUAUAUGAUCGGGGAGAAAUGUAGAGAGCUCAACAUAUAUGAGAGAUGGAAGUAGAUUGUGUGAAUAGUAGUAGAGAGAGUGUGGUAGUAGAAGAGAGUACAAUAAAAAAAUGAUGUUUGUAUUAUUGUAUAUGUGUUGUUGUUAUGUUUUAUUGUAAUUGUAAAUAAAUGUGAUAAUGUAUAUAUGUAUUUUGUAAUCUAUGUAUCUAUGAAUCUGUGAUUAUAAUAAAGUUUAUUCUAUUUAUAUAACUA
This is a messenger RNA of Priapulus caudatus, 2179 nucleotides long. RefSeq lists its product as uncharacterized. The transcript has 15 exons. The record is from RefSeq and is a predicted model, not a curated record. Lineage: Eukaryota; Metazoa; Priapulida; Priapulimorpha; Priapulimorphida; Priapulidae. Bases 880 to 1788 code for a protein of 302 amino acids.